Molecule: messenger RNA, 2307 nt
Organism: Gekko japonicus
Lineage: Eukaryota; Metazoa; Chordata; Lepidosauria; Squamata; Gekkonidae
Product: chloride channel protein ClC-Kb-like
Exons: 20
Coding region: 1-2307 (768 amino acids)
Biological process (GO): chloride transport; transmembrane transport
Cellular component (GO): membrane
Molecular function (GO): voltage-gated chloride channel activity
Source: RefSeq, a predicted model, not a curated record
AUGGCCUGGUGCCGCAAGCAGAGAGCCCCGGAGGGAGAGCCCCACCGCCUGACCGUGGCCCCCGGGAGCCCGGCCGAAAAGCGACUCCUGGAGGAAUCCUUCGGCCAGAUCUUCAAGGAGCCCGAGCCCCGCGGGUGGCACUGCGCCAAGAGGCUGAUGAGGGACCUGAAGCCCCUGGGCCUCUACAUCCGCUCCCAGAGCCUCAAGUUCGGCGAAGACUGGAUCUUCCUCUUUCUCCUUGGCAUCUCCAUGGCAACCAUCAGCUUCGGCCUGGACGUGGUCACCUCCAAGUGCCAGCGAGCCAACCUGUGGGCUUACGACGAACUGGAGGGCCACCGCCACUUGCAGUAUUUCUCCUGGACUUUCUACCACGUGGCUUUGACGGUGGGUUCCGCCGCAGCUGCCAAAUACAUCUCGGCCCAGGCCGCGGGCUCUGGGAUCCCGGAGCUGAAGGUGGCCCUCCGAGGGGUCGUCCUCCACGAAUUCUUCACCUUGCGGACCUUUGUGGCCAAGCUGUUGGGAGUCGUUUGCUGCUUAGCAGGUGGGAGCACCAUCUUCCUCGGGAAAGUGGGACCCUUCGUGCACAUGGCCACCAUCUUGGCCACGCUCCUGGGCAAAGUCAUGGUCUGGUACACAGGCGCCACUGAGAACCCCUCGCGCAAGUACGAGCUGCUGAUCGCAGGGGCUGCCGUGGGCGUGGCUUGCUGUUUCGUGGCUCCCGUCGGAGGGGUACUCUUUGGCGUGGAGGUCACAGGCACCCACUUCGCCGUACGCGACUACUGGCGUGGGUUCUUCGCCGCGACGUGUGCAGCCCUUACCUUCCGCCUGCUGGCAGUGCUCAACAACACCAGAGAGACGGUGGCCGUCCUCUUCCGGAGCAGCUGGCGUGUGGAGUUCCCCUAUGACCUUCCGGAGCUGCUCUCCUACGCAAUCCUGGGAAGCUUUUGUGGAGGCCUCUGCUGCGUCUAUCUCUUUUGUCACCGUAACAUGCUGAUGGUUUUCCAGAACAAGCCGAAAAUCAACGAGUUCAUGAAGAACAACAGAAUCUUGUAUGCUGGAGCCGUGUCGCUGGUCCUGGCGAGCCUCACGUUCCCCCAUGGAGUGGGGCAGUAUAUUGGUGCCAGGCUUUCCAUGAAGGAGCUCCUGGAGACCUUCUUCAACAACAUGACCUGGGGGCGGGAAGAGGCCUCCCUGGGCAGCGCCACCCCCCAGCCCCUCAACCUGACCCACGAUGACGCCAACUGGCUUCACUGGACGCAACAGGACCUGUCCGUGCUGGAGAUGUUGGUCCUUUUCCUCGUCGCCAAGUUCUUCAUGCUGCUCGCUGCAACCACCAUGGUGGUGCCCGCUGGAUAUUUCCUCCCUGUCUUUGUUUAUGGAGCCGCUUUGGGCCGCCUGUACGGCGAGCUAAUGGCCAAAAUCUUCCCCAACGGCAUCAUCACUGACGGAAUCCGCAUGCAAGUCACCCCCGCCGGCUAUGCCCUGGCAGGUGCGGCGGCCUACUCAGGAGCUGUCACCCAGACCAUCUCCACGGCCCUGCUGACCUUCGAGCUGACCGGGCAGAUGUCCCACAUCCUCCCCGUGCUGGUGGCCGUGCUCAUCGCCAAUGCCAUCAGCCAGCGCCUGCAGCCAUCCUUCUUCGACGGCAUCAUCCUGGUGAAGAAGCUCCCCUUCCUGCCCAAGCUCUCCGUGACCAAGAGCGGAGGCCAUAGUAUUUAUGCCGAGGACUUCAUGGUGACGGAUCUCAAAUAUCUGACCCGAGAAAGCAAAUACAAGGACCUCCGGGCUUUGCUCAACGGCUCCACCCUCAAACAGUUCCCCCUGGUGGACUCUGAAGAAGCAUCCAGAGAAGAAGAGGAGUCUUCUCUUGGCGCCACUGAAACCUCCCGGACAGAAGGAGCUGAGGAGGAGCCUUCGGGAACUGUGGUGGGGAGUGGAGAUGGUCUGUCCGAAAGAGAGAAGCAUGCGCGCUACCACAGCAUGGUGGAAGAGUGGGAAUGCCGGCAAUUGCAGGAGACCCUCCGCCUGGACGACCUGCCCAUGGACCCCGCUCCUUACCGCCUGCUGGAGAAGGAGACGCUUUACGAGUGCCACGAUCUCUUCAGCCUCCUGGGCCUCCACAUCGCUUACGUGACCAACAUGGGCCGCCUGGUUGGGGUGGUCAGCCUCAAGGAGCUGAAAAGUGCGGUGGAGGGGUGCGUCAAUGGCACCUUUGCUAGCCGUGCCCCACAGCGGUCGCCGGGGCCCGAGGACGAGCAGGAACUGAACGUGCGGGGGGACAGCCGGCUCAGCAGCUCCCUGGUCUAG